AUGCCUUCCACCAACAACAGCUCACAAUUGUCCAGUCUUUCGGCCAACUUGGGUGGCAAGACGGCCAUCGUCACCGGAUCUUCCAUAGACAUUGAUGCUGGAAUCGCGGUGGACUUGGGACGUCGCGGUGCGGCCGUGGUUAUCACUUACACCUCGGAACGGUCCCGCGACGCAGCUUAUAGUGUUGCAAAGACCAUUGAUGAUUCUAUAUCUGGGGGAAAGGGUCUACCAGCGAGUCCACAGGAUACCAUCGAUAUUCUCAUUCAUAAUGCUGCCGACGGGGAAGAUCGAUUUUUGGAAGACGUCACUGGCGAAUUCUUCAACAAGAUGACCGAUCUGAACCUCAAAGGAGUUUACGAUCCACGGGUCGUGCCCCAUAUGCCGCGAGGCGGACGCAUUGUCCUCAUCACCUCGGCAGCGGCACGCAUGGGCGUCACACAAAAAAGCGUCUACGUCGUCACCAAAGCAGGCCAUAAAGCUUUCUGA
Messenger RNA from Aspergillus homomorphus CBS 101889, 486 nucleotides. RefSeq names its product SDR family NAD(P)-dependent oxidoreductase. The coding region runs from base 1 to 486 and encodes 161 amino acids. Gene Ontology annotation, molecular function: oxidoreductase activity, acting on the CH-OH group of donors, NAD or NADP as acceptor. NCBI's taxonomy places the organism in Eukaryota, Fungi, Ascomycota, Eurotiomycetes, Eurotiales, Aspergillaceae. The transcript is spliced from 4 exons. The record is from RefSeq and is a predicted model, not a curated record.